This is a messenger RNA of Aspergillus heteromorphus CBS 117.55, 1875 nucleotides long. RefSeq lists its product as uncharacterized. Bases 1 to 1875 code for a protein of 624 amino acids. The record is from RefSeq and is a predicted model, not a curated record. NCBI's taxonomy places the organism in Eukaryota, Fungi, Ascomycota, Eurotiomycetes, Eurotiales, Aspergillaceae. The transcript is spliced from 2 exons.
AUGGCAGACACUUCAAUUGACAAUCAGUUCCCCAUUCCCAGCCUCGUGCUGGGAAAGCAGGGCAUUACAGAGACCGCCACCCCUUUGGUCGACAAUGCGUCAUUUGACAUCAAGUGCGAUGCUCUGCGGCUGUUGCUGGCAUGUUUAGAGCAGUCACUGGAACGUUCUCAGUCCAUCGUGCAUCUGCUGCAGUCAGUAUGCCGUGCCUGGUGGGAGGGCAAAAUGGAAUACAGUGACAACCGCGAUGAGAGCUUCGCUCGACAGUCGUUCGCCUGGGCCUUCGCGGACCUUACCUGGCAGAUAUAUCAAGGGCGUCUGGAGAAACCAACAGAGCCUCACCUUUUCUCGGAGCACGCCCCAAUUGUCCUGAUCCAGAUGGCCACGCGCAUUCUGAUUCCGGACCCAAAGGCGCGCAGCCCCGUACCCGUGGAGGAAACUGCACGGGACUACCUCACCUUGCGCACCUUUGCAUCUGUGCCAUUUAUGGAUGUGCUCGAGGCCGAUAUCCAGGCGGAAGCCCACGCCCGGCAGCAAAUUCUCGAAGAUGCGCUCCGCGACACAAGCCUCUCAUCCUCGUCGCGGGCCCUCGUGCUCGUGGCCCUGCAAACACAACCUCCGUCACGAGUACCCCUCGACGCUGCAGCAGAGGAAGCAAACCAAAAGCAAGCACUCAAGUUGUCCAAGUUCGCCCAGUAUUUCUACAGCACGGAAUAUAUGAAGGGCGAGCCCCUGGUUGCCAUCAAGGCCUCCAUCCUCGAGAGCUCCUUCUACACCGCGCUCCUGAAGGCCAAGCGCGCGGAUAUCUUCCCCAUGACCGACGCCAAAGAACACGAUAAAUAUCUCGAGUAUAUCCCCCCGAUGUCCACUCUGCAGAGCAAUUACCAUGAGCGCGGCUUCCCGCCGCAAUGGCUGCAUGACCUACACCUCUGGUCCAUGUUCAUCUUCCUCGUCGACGAAAACAUGGAAGCCGCAGUUGUACACUUCACCCCGGACGAACUCCACGACUUCGCCGCCGGCCUCGAGCUCAUCCAUCCCGACCCAGACCCGCGCUACUCCAUCAUCGCGACACCUCAGCUCCCUUCACUCGCGUCCCCGUCCGCCACCACCCCUCCCCCCAACCGAACUCCCCGCGUCCAGACCGCCCUAGACCUGUACUACUCCUGGGCGCGAUGGGUGACGAACUGGCCGCGCCUCGCCCACGCCACGGCAACAGACAUGAACGAGUUCCGCUCGGAAGUGAAAAAGUACCUUCUCGCCCACGUGCACCAAAUCUGGGACAACAUACGCCUCGCCGCGCAACAAAACCGCUCCCCGACCAUCCCGGACCCGUCCGCGCCCCUGACCCGCUUCGAUUCCCCGCGCACCGCCUACGCGACUUGGGUACACACCAUCGGGGCAUCCCAUAUCUCCGGCACCAUCAGCCUCCCCUGGGUAGCCUGCUACAUGGGGAGCGGCAUCCGCGGCGGGCGCGACGGAUGGAGCUCCGUGAUGCAGCGCAUGCUCGCGCACGAGAUGAACCAGCACGUGGGCGCCUACUGUCGCCUCUACAACGACUACGGCUCUGUCACCCGCGACGCGAUCGAAGGGAACCUCAACAGCGUGAACUUCCCCGAGUUCUGGACCGGCGUGUCCCCGCAAGACAUCCAAGCGAAUGACGGCGAAGUGCGAGCGACCAUCAAGGCGGAUCUGCUUGCAGUCGCUAAGCACGAGCGCCGCAUGGCUGAUUAUCUGGGCGAUAAGCUGUACAAGAGCCUGGAAGACGAGGGGGGGAAAGAGGGACGCUGGAUUGCCGGGGCGCUCAGAGUGUAUUUCCGCUCCGCGGAAUUGUUUUCCGAUAUGUAUUUGACCAGGGAUGUUACCAAUACUGUGAAAUAA